AGAGAGAGAGCGAGAGAGAGAGAGCGAGAGCGAGUGAGAGAGAGCGAGCGAGCGAGCGAGGAUGCUGAGCUCCUGAUUUCUGUGUUGGAAGUCAGGCAGCGGUAUUCAUCUCUUUGUGUGAAGCACUUAGUGCGGCACGGCCACUUUAUUUCACCAGAGAUCACCGGAGAACCAAGAUGGACGAACAGGAAAACAACAACCAGGGGAAUUACUGAUGUGAAGGAUCUUCGGACAGCGUGUAUAUCUGUUCUCCAGAUGAUGUGCUGAUGGAGUUUGUAAAUAACGAAGCGAGGCGGAGUCCAGACGGAGCAGAGAAUAGCACUGCACCGCCAGCCUUGGAUAUUCAGGAAGCCCGCCCCCAGAGAAAGAAGCUCUCAGCCCCGCCCAUCAGCCUGUCUCUGGACCAGAGUGACGGCUCCCUCUUGUCAGACGAUGCCCUAGAAACACCUGAUGACCUGGACAUCAAUGUGGACGACCUGGACACCCCCGACGAGGAUGACUUUCUGGAUUAUGCUGGACGCAAGCUGGAAUGGAAGGAGUACCAGUCGUCCAAUCAAAUGCCGGGGAAAGGGGCAAACGAAGCAUUCCCAGCAUGCAGUGCAGAGGAAGAGGAUCGUCAGGACUCACAGCUAUGGAGGACUGUCAUCAUUGGAGAUCAGGAGCACCGCAUCAACAUGAAGCUCAUCGAACCCUUCCAGAAAGUUCUCUCACAUGGAGGUUACUAUGGAAACGGGCUCAAUGCGAUCAUCGUGUUUGCUGCGUGUUUUCUUCCGGACAGCGACAGGGAUGAUUACCACAGUGUCAUGGAGAACCUCUUCCUGUAUGUGAUCAGCACGCUGGAGCUGAUGGUGGCUGAGGAUUACAUGAUCGUGUAUCUGAAUGGAGCCACGCCCCACAGGAGGAUGCCCGGACUCGGCUGGCUGAAGAAGUGCUACCACAUGAUUGACAGGAGACUCAGGAAGAAUCUGAAAUCCUUCAUCAUCGUUCACCCCUCCUGGUUCAUAAGGACCAUUUUGGCAGUGACCAGACCCUUUAUCAGCUCCAAGUUCAGCAGUAAGAUUAAAUAUGUGGACAGCCUGGCUGAGCUGAGUGAGCUUGUGCCCAUGGAGGGAAUCCACAUACCGGAGAGCAUCGUCAGGCUGGAUGAGGAGCUGAAGGAGGCGGCAGAAAAUGCUAAAUACAGCAGCUUCCUGGGUGGAACAGAGGCUUCUGUUCAAGUACCUCCAGAGGCGGGGAAGACCAACGUGUGAAGCUCAAGUUAUCGGACGGCUUCAGUUGCGGUGACCCUAGCAUGUGAUCACAGUCCAACAAGGCAGUACCUACGGUACCUAUAAGUACCUGUGGCCUGAAAACAAUCUGUCCACAUAUGUGUAUUUACAUUCUCUGGCUAAGACCUGAACUAUUACAUGUACAUUUUGCAAACAAAAUAUUUUAUUUGAUAUUUUUAAGCAAGCGUUCUCAAUCAAGUAAUAUCAUAGACAUCCGAAAACAAAUUUUACCGUUAGAAGAGGAGAAAGGCAUAUUUAAAAAUCUCAUAUGACUUUUAUAGGUAGUACAAUUACAAAGGUCUUACAAUUUUUGGUUUAGAUUUUUAAGCAGCAGGACAGUGUAGGGGGCACACAAUGAUGUCAUUCCUCGAACCUCUAAAUCUUAAAUGCCUCUGUAUGCACCUGUAUGCUGUUGGACUCAGGUGACCUGCAUUCCACAACCUCAUGGCAGCCUUCUUCCCCUCUCUUUCUGUUCAGAUUUGGACAGAAAUCAUAUUCAGUGUUUCAUGUUUUCUCGGUAUAAUGCAAUAAAUCAUACUCAGUGUUUUAACUAUUUUGGAUUCAUAGAACACUCUAAAUUCUGCAAAAAAAAUAUAGAAUCUUUCUCAAUAUGUAACCUAUUAUGCUUCUAAGACUAAGAUUUUAAGAUUUUGUUAGAUUUGUAAGCCCUGAGACGGUGUUGUUUGAUCUCUGACCCUGGGUCAUACCACUUGCUGACUGUGACCCGGAUACUAUUGUGACAUGGUUGGCUCUGUUCUGCCCAGGGUAGGGUGGUUUCAGUUGAUCAGGGCUCCUCACGUGACCACUGCAAUAGCUCCUAUACCAGCAACAUGCCAGCCUCCCACAGGUUCACAGUCGUUGUCAGUUCAGUGAGAGAUAAACUUAUUUAUGUGCUAGCACUCCUGUAGCACAGAGUGGCUUGCAGGGUGCAAAAUGUGGCUCAUGGGUGAGUGCGUUAGAGGUGAGCGCGUGUUUCAGCUGCAGUGUUCUUGGUGUGAAGGUUUGGGCGGCACACAGCCGUGUCUUGACAGACACAACCAGCAAAGAAGUAAGGACACUUAUUAAAUAAGAAAUAGUUACAAAAAUAGGCGAAUUGUUUGGUACAAUGCUUGCGAUAGGUCCUUUAAAAAAGAAGAGGUCUCCCCUUGCUUCCCCUGGCUUUCCUCAUUAAAAUCUGUCUGUCUGUCUGCUCACUGGUCACCAGGGUCCAAACCUGUCCUAUUCCUUGCACAAAACAGGAAAUGGCAUGUAAUGCAUGCAAAAUAUAAAAUAUAAAGCACAAUAUUUGAAUCCUGUAUGCAGAUUUUAAACUAUCUUUUUAUUUUUAUAGUAUCAACAUUGUUUUUUUCAGUCUCAAGUAGGAUGUACACUGAAGAUGAGACGUUUUCCAGCAGUCGGUAUAGAAAUGUAGUAUAUAAUAAUGUAAACGGUUUCAAUAAAUGUCUUGUUACAUAAA
Messenger RNA from Anguilla anguilla (European eel), 2724 nucleotides. It is a transcript of the gene prune2, whose product is annotated as prune homolog 2 with BCH domain. Lineage: Eukaryota; Metazoa; Chordata; Actinopteri; Anguilliformes; Anguillidae. The coding region runs from base 267 to 1250 and encodes 327 amino acids. Gene Ontology annotation, biological process: apoptotic process. The record is from RefSeq and is a predicted model, not a curated record. Gene Ontology annotation, cellular component: cytoplasm. The transcript has 11 exons.